AUGGGAACCAUGGAGUCAUGGGAAAGUACAAGGAGCUUCUACCGGGAAAAACAUACUCUACGAAGCAUGGAGGGUCACGUGGAACCGUUUAGGCGUGCCUUCUCGGAAAUAGACGUAAACGAUGAUGGCGUCAUUACAAAGGUGGAUCUACAGACCUUCGUUCGGAAGAACCGUCUUGUUGAAGAUGAGAUGAUUGAGGUAGUUAUAUUGGUUGAAUUUGCCUUCUUUGAUCUUUUUGGGCACUUUUGA
This is a messenger RNA of Dibothriocephalus latus, 249 nucleotides long. NCBI's taxonomy places the organism in Eukaryota, Metazoa, Platyhelminthes, Cestoda, Diphyllobothriidea, Diphyllobothriidae. The record is from the annotation of a GenBank genome assembly.